AUGUGUCAAGCAGAUGCCGUAUUGGAUAAAAAUGUCGAAGAGUUUGUGAACCGUACAAUUGCGGAUGGGAGAAGAUUGGCAUUGAUCACGGUAAGGUUUCUGGUAAUUUGUUCUUAUGAGGUUUAGGGUAGAGGUGAAUAUUCGAAAUUUAAGUAAUUUGUAUUCUUGAUCAAUUUUUGUAUCGUCUGGAAUUAAAUAGGAUUCUAUGCGAUCCAGAAAGACUUUUCUCUUUGUUUUGUUGGUUAUAAUGUGGCAUAACUGGCUUUCCGGUAUUACCCAUGGUGUAUAAUUAAAAAUUUUGGGAAAUCUUGAAGUAUUUGUUGUAAUAUGACUUCGUCGGUGUUUCAAUAUUAAUUUGCCGCUUUUUCGUUACUAAUACGUUUGAAUCAAUUGCAAAUACCUAUAAAAGUCUAGUAAAUAACUUUUUUUGGAGAAAACUGCGCUUUACGCCUUUCAAAAUUGGGCUUUAGUUACAGCUUUACCCGCGUGCAGACUUGCCUCUCCUUCUUCCCAUAUUUUAGAGCCCACCCCCGCUGACUGACAUUAAGAGCGACGCGGAUAUACGCAAAGUAGUAUUCGGAAUCGAGAGAGUUUCUCGAUUCACCGCGGACGCUUUUGCGGGUGGUCUAAUAAUUUCGGGGCUUUGCGCAAAACCACUUGCUCGCGAUAUUCGAACCGCGAAAACAUAAUCCUCUUCCAUUUCAGAGUGGAGGGACAAUUGUUCCGUUGGAGAAGAAUACGGUCCGAUUCAUCGACAACUUUUCCCAAGGCACGAGAGGCUCGGCCAGUGCCGAAUACUUCCUCAGACAUGGCUACAACGUCAUCUUCUUCUAUCGAGAAAACAGUCUCAAACCAUUCUCUAGACAUGCUCCAAAUCUCUUUGACCAGUUUGUGCUGAAUGAAGAAGGAAAGCUAAUUUGUAGGUUUAAAGUUUUUUUUUUAUUGAACCUCAAUUUUAGUCACUCCGUCUCCAGAAGUCGAGAAGGCAAUUGUGGACAACAAGAAGUAUAGUAAGCAUUUGUUUUUCUGCACCUUCACUUCUGUUGAUCAAUAUCUCCAUGAGAUCGAGCUGAUCUGCAGGCAGGUCAAUCGAAUGGGACCUAGGGCCUUGAUAUAUUUGGCGGCUGCCGUCUCCGACUUCUGCAUUAAGCAGGAAGAACUGGUGAGUUAAAUUAAGAGUACGCAAUUGUUUAGGGUGACUGUAUUCUGAGGGUUAGGGCUUCUGUUGAUUAGUUGAAUUCAUCUCAUUUUAGCCAACCCACAAGAUCCAGUCAAACGAAGGAGAUCUCCAGUUACGACUAAGUGUCGUGACUAAAAUCCUGGACCGCCUGGUCACUGCUGUUGUCCCGAACUCAUUCCUUAUCUCGUUCAAGGUGAGCGUCUUCUCUUUUAGGUUGUGUUUUGUUUUGUUCACCGUUACUUUCCAUUAAAUAUUGUUUUUAUCCUUUUCCAGCUCGAAACCGACCCCGAAAAGCUCAUCCCCAAGGCAAAAAGCGCGCUGAAGAAGUACGGUCACUCUUUGGUCAUUGCGAACAUGUUGGCUAAUCGAAAAACUGACGUGACUUUUGUCCAAGCCGAUCGAAUCGAUCCCUUGAAGUUGACUGAAGACCUAGUGAAAAGAGGAAUCGAAAUUGAAGAAAAGAUCAUUGAAAAGCUCUGCGUGGAACAUGGAGAAUUCAUUAAGAGAAAGAAUGAACAGGAUGGAUCCUAUGAGUACUGUCACGAUGGAAUCGUCAAGCUUCAUUGA
Messenger RNA from Bursaphelenchus xylophilus (pine wood nematode), 1747 nucleotides. Lineage: Eukaryota; Metazoa; Nematoda; Chromadorea; Rhabditida; Aphelenchoididae. The record is from the annotation of a GenBank genome assembly.